CGGAGGCCCCUCCCACGGCGCGCGCGGGCGACGGCGGCCAGGUGAGCGGCGGGCGCAGGCAGGAUGCUGGCACGCGGACUGAAGAGGAAGAGCGCCGAGCCCGACGGCCACGCGGAGGCGGCCUACAGCCUGCAGCGCCAGUCGCUCCUGGACAUGUCCCUGGUCAAGCUGCAGCUGUGCCACAUGCUGGAGCAGCCCGACCUGUGCCGCUCGGUCCUCAUCGCCAACACGGUCCGGCAGAUCCAGGAGGAGAUGGCGCAGGAUGGGGCCUGGCCCGCGCCCGCGCCCCCCACCGCCGGCCCCGCGCCCCUGCGGCAGCACCUGGUGUCCACAGAGGUCCUGUGUCGCCCGGACCCCGCGCAGGACCUGCUGCCCCGGCCCCCCCCGCGGAGCCCCGAGGACAGCCUUUGGGGGGCAGGGGGCCCCCUCGACAGCAGAGGCGGCCUGCCCACCUCGCUGGGGCAGAUCUUUGAGACGCUGGAGGGGAGGCGGCCCAGUGCCGUGGGGGAGCUCUUCUCCGAGGUCAGCGGCGCCUACUACGACCUGGACACCAUGCUGACAGGCCCCAGUGAGGGGCUCGAGGGCUUCGCCGCUGCGGCCACCGCGCCCCCCAGCACUAGCUGCAAGUUGGACCUGAGCGAGCGGGAGCACCUGGUGGGCGUCCUGGUGGAGGCGUGAGGCCCCUGCUGUGUGGGGAGUGGCCCAACUCCACCGCUGCGGACUCCACAGAGGGAAACUCUAGGACUGACUUGUUUUGAGUAAUAUUUUGUCUUAAGAUAUAUAUUUUUUAAACUUUUUAUACUUUAUCACUAGAAUUUUUCAGCUAUUUUCUUAAAAGUCUAUUUUUCUGUAUCAACAUCCUCUGCUGCUACAUUAGAGACUUUUCUG
Sorex araneus (European shrew) is the source of this 888-nucleotide messenger RNA. RefSeq names its product cell division cycle associated 4 (gene CDCA4). The coding region runs from base 64 to 678 and encodes 204 amino acids. Gene Ontology annotation, cellular component: nucleus. Gene Ontology annotation, molecular function: transcription regulator activity. The transcript has 2 exons. The record is from RefSeq and is a predicted model, not a curated record. Lineage: Eukaryota; Metazoa; Chordata; Mammalia; Eulipotyphla; Soricidae.